AUGAAUCCGUCAGAGUUUCUAGGGUUGCAAGUUGGUGAGGAUCCCCAGAACUUUAUUGAUGAGGUCAAGAAGAUAUUUGGAGUGAUGAAGGUAACUGGGAAUGAUAGGGUAGAGUUAGCAUCCUACCAGCUCAAGGAUGUAGCUCACAUUUGGUUUACUCAAUGGAAGAAAAACAAGGGUGAGAAUGCAUCUCUUGUGACUUGGGAGUGUUAUACUGGAGCUUUUCUAGACACGUUCUUUCCAAGAGAAUUGAGGGAGGCAAAAGCUCAGGAAUUCAUGAAUUUGUGGCAAGGUUCUAUGUCGGUCCAAGAGUAUGGACUUAAGCUCACCCAACUCUCUAGGUAUGCCCCAUAUAUGGUUGCAAAUUCCAAGGCUCGGAUGAGUAAGUUUCUAUUAGGGGAAUCUGACAUGCCUGAAAGUCCAGUCGGCGGUUUAAGUCAGGCUCGCCGAUUGGUUCGGCGAUCCGCCCUUUGCUCCCUUUCAUCGCCAUUUUGCAUUGGUCAUCAGCCUUCCAGGUCCUGUAACUUUAGGCGAGUAAAUUUGUUGUCGCGAAAUGGAUCGGCGAUUCACCGAUUGGCCAUUUCUGUCGCCAACUUGGUUUCUUCCCUAGGGAUUGGCACACUGGACCUUUAG
Molecule: messenger RNA, 633 nt
Organism: Solanum stenotomum
Lineage: Eukaryota; Viridiplantae; Streptophyta; Magnoliopsida; Solanales; Solanaceae
Exons: 2
Coding region: 1-633 (210 amino acids)
Source: RefSeq, a predicted model, not a curated record